Messenger RNA from Aspergillus bombycis, 2136 nucleotides. Its product is annotated as GTPase-activating protein GYP6. The record is from RefSeq and is a predicted model, not a curated record. Bases 1 to 2136 code for a protein of 711 amino acids. Gene Ontology annotation, biological process: activation of GTPase activity. Lineage: Eukaryota; Fungi; Ascomycota; Eurotiomycetes; Eurotiales; Aspergillaceae. The transcript is spliced from 6 exons. Gene Ontology annotation, molecular function: GTPase activator activity.
AUGACGCCUACUGUCAAAUCAACACAUGGGGAAAUGAGGGGUAUAGAGGAAAUAAGGCAGCGAUGGAGUGUCCUCUUCCGCGACAAUAACACCACCUCCGACCUCCGAGCAGCACUUAGAGCAGAGCAAGGAGAGAAGCUGUGCAACGACGGACUAAGAUCAAUCUGUUGGAAGGCAUUCCUGCACUUCGAUAGCCUCGACCGCACACAAUGGCCGCAAAAGAUAGCCGAUUCCCGAAGCGCCUAUGGAGCUCUGAAAGCUCAUUUCAUGAAAUAUAUCGAGCAUCCCGAUGAUUUGCAGUCAACUGUGGAUCCGCUGGCGGAUGAUGAAGAAUCUCCGUGGCAAACACUACGACAGGAUGAGCAGAUGAGAGCAGAUAUAUCCCAAGAUGUGGAUCGAUGCUUGCAGGAAAAUUUCUUCUUCCGGGAACCGGCGACCAAGGCGAAAAUGACCGAUAUUCUCUUUAUAUAUGCGAAACUCAACCCAGACCUAGGUUAUCGCCAAGGGAUGCAUGAGCUGUUGGCGCCCAUCUUGUGGGUUAUAGACAGAGAUUCAAUUGAAAAAGCCUCCUGGGAGGGGGUCGACCAUACAGAAGAGGAUGAUGGCUCAAUGUUACAGCUCCUUGAUGCCAACUAUGUCGAGCAUGACUCUUUUACACUUUUCUGUUCGGUUAUGCAAACUGCCCGAGUAUACUAUGAGCACAAUAGACAGCGAUCUGCGAGCGGGCAGAUGGAUGUUGUACCAAUUGUCAACCAAUGCGAACAUAUCCAUAAUGAUCUAUUAACGACCACAGACUUAGAGUUAGCAGAUCAUCUUCAGGCACUGGAAAUUCUGCCACAAAUAUUCCUUACACGUUGGAUGCGUCUCUUAUUUGGUCGCGAGUUCCAAUUUCAAGAUGUUCUUAUACUCUGGGAUUUUCUCUUUUCUGAGGGUUUACGGCAAGAGCUAGUCGAGUUUGUGUGCGUUGCAAUGCUGCUCAGGAUUCGCUGGCAAUUACUGGACGCCGAUUCCUCGACUGCGUUGACCAUGUUGCUUCGCUAUCCCUCUCCCCACCCACACGAGCCGUACAGCUUUGUAUUAGAUGGCUUAUAUCUAGAACAGAACCCAACAUCCGAUAGAGGAACGUUUAUUAUCUCGAAGUAUUCCGGCAAGCCGCCUGACUCAUUGAAACGUGCCAGUCAGCCAGGCACGAGGCGUGUCUCCGGGAGGAAAUUUCAUCCACGCGGCGAUGCCAGGAACAUAAGUGAGGCUAGUUCCCCUUCCAGAUCACCUGCGAGGAACAGUCCUAAGAGCUUUGAGGCGCUUUUCCAAGAUGUGUCGGAAGGCAUUCAGCGGCGGACGGAAUCUUGGGGAGUAGCCAAGGCUGUCCGAGGCGCGGUAAGUGAGGCGAAAAGGAACAUGCAGACGAUCCAGUCGGAACACACUCCUCGAAUGAUGAGACAUGGGGAUUCGCCCUUGAGCCGUACUUCCGAUGCACGAUGGGUUCAAGAAUCCGAUGCCGUCGCUCAGUUGAAAACGAAGGUCCAAGAGUUGGAAGAACGCAAUAGGAUGCUGGCAAGGUCAUUGAGCCAGGCGCUGAAUGAUAUCCGCUCUCGUAUGAUGAAAGCCGAAGGGCUUGACCAUGCUACAGCAGACGCCAUGAAACAGGGUCUCGCCAAGGUUCAAUCAGUCCAGACAUGCCUCGAGAGCCCUUCUGCGCCUCUCCGCUCCGCAAAUCGAUCCCCAAGCAUAGCUGGCGAUACGAUUUCCGCGAAGCUCCCUAAUCAGUCGGAUGUGGGAGGUGACAAAGCUGAACGCUCUCCGUCGGUUACCAGCAGAGUUGGAGAGUCUGGGACAUCGUCCAGCUCUUCGGUGGAAGGUGAACCAAAAGCCCACGACCGAGCUCGAAUCCCCACCUCACUACCACUACGACCGGCAACACGCCCGUCAUUGGCUGAGUCUGAAUUUUCUUGGAUGCUUGGUGGCAGCCGGCAUAUCUCUAGUUUUGUUAGCCCGGCAUCCGUGCCGCCCGAACAAACUCGGCACGGCCCUAAACCGAACGCUCUGUUCGGCAACGGAGAUGAAGAACAAAGACCGUAUGCCGAACCUAAUGACUUGGCCUUGCGGAGCCUUCGAGGUCCUAAGAGCAAACAGUAG